Fusarium odoratissimum NRRL 54006 is the source of this 408-nucleotide messenger RNA. RefSeq lists its product as uncharacterized. The coding region runs from base 1 to 408 and encodes 135 amino acids. Lineage: Eukaryota; Fungi; Ascomycota; Sordariomycetes; Hypocreales; Nectriaceae. The transcript has a single exon. The record is from RefSeq and is a predicted model, not a curated record. Gene Ontology annotation, molecular function: protein binding.
AUGACAUGCCCAAAUAUAUCAAGACGUUGGGAUGGCUCUAGCGAGUUUGGAACAGCCAAAUAUGCUAUUGAGCAUGGCUUGGAUUCGAAUAAUCUUUGGACAGAAGAAGACCUCAUUGAACCGGAACCAAAAGGAGGCUGCGUCCUCCCGGGUUACCUCUUUGAUUCGCAAACGUGGCCUCACCAUAAUAGCCCGCUCCAUCGUACCACAUGCUUCUCAGACUUUCAAUUGGCACGUUUUCUGCUUGAACAUGGCGCUGACGUCGAUCUUUAUAACGCCGUUGGUGUGACGCCGUUGCACGAGGCAGUCGGGAACCAGAACCAUGACGGUAUUCGAUUCUUCCUUGCCAAUAAUGCCGAUGUCGACAAGAGCACUAUUGGCGUGCGCGUGCGGUACAAAGAUCUAUAA